ACAACAAAACAACUGUUAACGCUUUUCGUUUUUGUUUCUUUUUCCCUCUUCUUUUUCUCCUCUUCUUCUUCUUCUUCCUUGUUCUUUCCGUGUGUCCACUUUCUUCAACCCAUUGGCGUAUCCCUACACCCCUCCAAUGCCGAACCACGAUAUAACCUCCCCUCUCAUCACCUCCGAUCAUCUCAUCCUCACCGUCGACCCACUCCCCGCCGCCGACACCACUUCUGCCGCACCACUUUCCGGCACCGCCGGCGGGAAUCCUUUUACUUUUCUGGGAUGCGGUGAGAGUGAAGCGUUGACUGUGCCGGUUCCGAUGACCGUUGACCCGUUCAAGAACAACACGCCGAAUAUUGAGGGAGUCUACGAGUGGUUGAAGAUGCUUCUGUGCUUGCCAAUUGCGAUUCUGAGGCUUGUGCUUUUCGGAUUGUGCCUUGCUGUUGGGUAUAUUGCAACGAGGUUGGCGUUGGAAGGGUGGAAGGACAAGGAGAACCCCAUGCCUAAGUGGAGGUGCAGGCUCAUGUGGGUUACAAGGAUUUGCGCCAGAUGGAUCCUCUUCUCUUUUGGCUAUCAGUGGAUAAAGCGGAAGGGAAGACCUGCACCAAGGGAAGUUGCACCGAUAAUUGUAUCUAAUCACGUAUCCUACAUUGAACCUAUCUUCUAUUUCUAUGAAUUAUUUCCAACCAUUGUAGCAUCAGAGUCUCAUGAUGCACUACCUUUUGUUGGCACCAUUAUUAGAGCAAUGCAGGUCAUAUAUGUCGACAGGUUCUCACCAUCAUCAAGAAAACAUGCCGUCAAGGAAAUAAAGAGAAGGGCUUCCUGCAAUAGAUUUCCUCGAGUACUGCUAUUUCCUGAGGGAACCACAACUAAUGGCAGGAGCCUUAUCUCCUUCCAACUUGGUGCAUUCAUCCCCGGUUACCCAAUCCAGCCUGUAAUUGUUCGCUAUCCUCAUGUACACUUUGAUCAAUCUUGGGGUAAUGUUUCUUUGGGAAAGCUUAUGUUCAGGAUGUUCACUCAAUUCCACAACUUCUUCGAGGUAGAAUAUCUUCCUGUCAUUUCACCCCUGCAUGAUAAGGAAACUGCAGUCCACUUUCGUGAGAGGGCUUGCCGUGCUAUUGCAUCUGCGAUGAACGUUGUCCAAACUGGACACACUUAUGGAGACAUAAUGCUUUAUAUGAAAGCACAAGAAGCAAAACAGGAAAACCCCUCAAGUUUUAUGGUUGAAAUGGCGACGCUGGAAUCAUUAUUUCAUAUCAGAAGCUUGGAAGCUGUUGAAUUCCUAGAUAAAUUCUUGGCUAUGAAUCCUGAUCCCAGCGGUCGAGUUCAAUAUCAUAACUUCUUGAAGGUUUUAAGACUUAAGGCAUGCCCUUUAUCUGAAAAGAUGUUUGCAUUCAUUGAUGUGGAGAAGUGCGGCUCAAUAACAUUUAGACAGUUCUUGUACGGAUCUGCUUACGUCAUGAAGCAUCGAGGAUUCCAUCAAGCUUGCGAAGAAGCAUUUGCGGAAUGCAGCAGUGCAGUAAAGGGCUACAUUGUAGAACAAGAAUUGCAAGAUUUCAUGCAACAUGCCAUCCCAAGCUGGAAUGAGAAUGAGGUUCAUGAGCUUUUUAUGUUAUUUGAUGAUGACAAUGAUGGAAGAAUAACCAAGGAUGAUUUUCAUUCAUGCCUCAAGAAAAACCCUCUUCUCAUUGCAUUUCUUACACCUCACCUUCAACACAAGGAGUGUGAUGGCAAUAAUGGAGUUCUAGAAAUAGUAUGAUUGGUGGAUCAAAAAGAAACUCUUGCCAUUAAUAGGGUGUUUGUUCUUUUAGUACACAAAAAAACAUAAGAGAAAAAAAAAAUUAUAGAGUGCACAAGUUUCAUUUUUUUUUCUCUUUCUUUUAUUAUUUUUAACAUGCCCUGAUUAAUUACUCAUAGAACCCUAAUAAUUUGGUCAACAAAUCUGUGUUUUGCUGCCUCAUUUUAACAAGGUGAGUAUUACACAUAAAUUUCAGCUGGUCCUUGGUGUUGUGAUCAAACAAACUGAUCUAACACAACGUUUUGAGUUUGGUUCAGGGAUCAUAGUGGCAUUCAAGGGUCAAUUUUAGAUCAUGUAAGGUUUGAAAUUUGAACCAAUGUGUGAAUCUCUUUUUGUUUGUAACAAAUAUUGUGGGUAUAAUUUUUUUGUCAACAGUGUAUUUUCAAACAUGUGACUGGUUAGUUUCCUGGAAAAAAAAAAGACUAAUGUAAUUUUUUGUUUUUGUUUGUGAUGACAAGAAAACUAAUGCAAUUGAUUCUUUAUGUUUAUUCA
Arachis stenosperma is the source of this 2284-nucleotide messenger RNA. RefSeq names its product lysophospholipid acyltransferase LPEAT2. Gene Ontology annotation, biological process: phospholipid metabolic process. The transcript is spliced from 14 exons. Lineage: Eukaryota; Viridiplantae; Streptophyta; Magnoliopsida; Fabales; Fabaceae. The record is from RefSeq and is a predicted model, not a curated record. Gene Ontology annotation, molecular function: calcium ion binding; lysophosphatidylethanolamine acyltransferase activity. The coding region runs from base 137 to 1753 and encodes 538 amino acids.